Pseudozyma hubeiensis SY62 is the source of this 753-nucleotide messenger RNA. Its product is annotated as 20S proteasome subunit. NCBI's taxonomy places the organism in Eukaryota, Fungi, Basidiomycota, Ustilaginomycetes, Ustilaginales, Ustilaginaceae. The coding region runs from base 1 to 753 and encodes 250 amino acids. The transcript has 3 exons. The record is from RefSeq and is a predicted model, not a curated record. Gene Ontology annotation, biological process: proteasome-mediated ubiquitin-dependent protein catabolic process. Gene Ontology annotation, cellular component: proteasome core complex; nucleus; proteasome core complex, alpha-subunit complex.
AUGUUCCUGACAAGGUCCGAGUACGACCGUGGAGUCAACACCUUCUCGCCAGAGGGCCGUCUCUUCCAGGUCGAGUAUGCGCUAGAAGCCAUCAAGCUAGGCUCGGCCACCGUCGGGAUCGCCACUAAGGAAGGUGUCGUGCUGGGUGUUGAGAAACGAGUGCAGUCUAAGCUGCUCGAGUCGUCGUCCAUCGAAAAGAUCAUGGAGGUGGAUCAGCAUCUGGGUGCAGCGAUGAGCGGUCUCACUGCCGACGCAAGGACUAUGAUCGAGCACGCGCGCGUCACUUCGCAAAACCACGCCUUUACAUAUGACGAAGAGAUCAAGGUCGAAUCGGUUACCCAAGCUGUUUGCGAUCUUGCGCUUCGCUUCGGGGAGUCCACCGCAGGCGACGAGGCCAUGAUGUCGAGACCAUUUGGUGUUGCGCUGCUCAUCGCAGGUAUCGACGAAAAGGGUCCUCAGCUAUUCCACGCGGACCCAUCCGGCACUUUUGUCAGGUACGACGCCAAGGCGAUCGGCAGCGGCUCGGAAGGCGCUCAGACCGAGUUGCAAGACAAGUACAAGAAGGACAUGACGUUGAAGGAAGCCGAGAUCCUCUGCCUCCGCGUACUCAAGCAAGUCAUGGAGGAGAAGCUCGACCAGAACAAUGUACAGCUCGCCACCGUCACACCAAGAACCGCCAAAGACGGUCGCCAGUCGGGUCAAUUUGCCAUCAUGAAGGAGGACCAGCUCCAAGCCUUGAUCGCCGAGAUGUAG